Molecule: messenger RNA, 668 nt
Organism: Dendrobium catenatum
Lineage: Eukaryota; Viridiplantae; Streptophyta; Magnoliopsida; Asparagales; Orchidaceae
Product: zinc finger Ran-binding domain-containing protein 2
Exons: 4
Coding region: 52-453 (133 amino acids)
Cellular component (GO): cytoplasm
Molecular function (GO): mRNA binding
Source: RefSeq, a predicted model, not a curated record
UUAACACAUCACUACUUCAUUUGUUUGGCCUUCUAUUUCACUUCUUCUAAGAUGAACAGGAAGGCAGGGGACUGGAACUGUAAGUCCUGCAACCACCUCAACUUCAGCCGGCGGGACACUUGCCAGCACUGUGGACUGCCGAGGAUCGGCGUUCCCGCUGGUUUCAACGAAGAAAACCAGCCGCCGCCGAGGAUGGUGGAGUUUAAGCCCGGCGACUGGUAUUGCUGCUCCUGCUGUGCUCAUAACUAUGCUAGCCGUUACAGUUGCUUCAAAUGUGGAGCUUCCAAGGUCGCCAGCAAUGCCGGAGCUCCAUCUUCCGGCCAUGGCUCUCGCCCUCCUGGUUGGAAAUCUGGUGACUGGAUCUGCAACAGGCUUGGAUGCAAUGAACAUAAUUUUGCAAGCAGGUCUGAAUGCUUUCGAUGCAAUACGCCGAGGGAAAACAUUGGUGGUUGACUGUUACUAGAAGAGCUAGUGGCUUUUAAGAAAAGACUUCUUUUCUGAGAGCUUGAUGUAGUUUAUGUACUCAAAUAAUUCUACUAAUGAGCUAUGCCAAUCUUUCUUGCUUCUUGAUCCUUUUUGUAAUAAGGUAUUUUUGCUUACUUAGUUGUAGUUAAGAAUCUGGUUAUAAGAUAUGUAACUUUGGUCUUAAAUAAUGAAGUGUUCAUCAA